AUGACAUUUUAUUUCGGAGUACUCAAAGAGCCUCGCGGCCUCAUUCGGCUGCUUCAAUUUAUAUUUGCUAUAUUUGCUUUUGCUACAGCCUGUAAUGGUAGUUCUUAUCUAAUUAUAAAAAAAGGUUCAGACACAGGAGCAGUCAAUGUUUCAUGGUCUUAUCCAUAUAAGUUACAAGAUACUCAAAUAAAUACAAACCUUAACAAAAAUCAAUCAACAUUAUCAACUUCAAAUAGCAUUAAACCAUCAGCUGAAUUUUUUGUUUUUACUGGCGUUACAGCAAUGUUAAUAUCGCUUGUAUUUCUAGUACUAUAUAUUGUAACUGAUCGUCUAUAUCGUUAUAAUGAACGUAUUCCUAUAAUUGAUUUUCUUCUCAUAAUAAUAUGGACAAUUUUUUGGAUUGCUGGUAGUUCAGCAUGGGCACAUGGAGUAUCGAAUAUACGAUCACAAACUUCAUUUAAUUAUGUAUAUAACCUUGUGCCGGACUGUUCUGCUGAUCCACAAUGUGAAGAAUAUGAAUCUGGUACUUAUGCCAAUAUAACAGUAUCGGUAAUAUUUGGAUUUUUAAAUUUUUUACUUUGGCUUGGUAGUAUGUGGUUUGUUUAUAAAGAAACAAAAUUUUUCAAGAGUCGUACAGCUCAACAAUAUCCACAACAAAAUAAUUUUUCAAAUAUUUCUGCUCCAAAUAUGCAACAACAAACUCAAACUCGAGUACCAGGUACUAUGGGUUAA
Rotaria sp. Silwood2 is the source of this 732-nucleotide messenger RNA. NCBI's taxonomy places the organism in Eukaryota, Metazoa, Rotifera, Eurotatoria, Philodinida, Philodinidae. The record is from the annotation of a GenBank genome assembly.